GUCAUAGACUAUAUAUAUAUCGUAUAGAUUCGCAGGUGAUCAUGUCUUCUUGUUCCACUUUCGUGUUCCUCUUCCUUUUCUCCUUUCUCACAAGCUUCAGAGCUUCUGCUCAAGAUCCCACUUAUACAUACCAUGUCUGUCCAAACACCACAACUUUCACCAGAAACAGCACUUACUACACCAAUCUCAGAACCCUUUUGUCUUCUCUCUCUUCUCCCAACGCCUCUUACUCCACCGGUUUCCAAAACGCCACCACCGGGCAAGCCCCCGACGGAGUCACCGGACUUUUCCUCUGCCGCGGAGAUGUCAUGCAAGAAGUUUGCCGUAGAUGCAUCUCUUUUGCCGUCAACGACACGUUAAAGAGGUGUCCGAACGAGAGAGAAGUGACGCUCUAUUACGAAAAGUGUAUGCUCAGAUACUCUAACGGGAAUAUACUCUCGACCCUGAACACCAGUGGAGAACGUAACAUGUCUAACGGCGAGCGUAUUACAUCGAACCAAACUGGGUUCAGAGACUUGCUCUUAUCCACGAUGAACCAAGCCGCCACCUUUGCAUCGAACAGUUCUCGAAAAUUCGAUACUGUAAAUGCCUUCGCCAAUUCCCAGACUCUGUUCGGACUGGUUCAGUGCACUCCUGAUCUGACGAGCCAAGAAUGUUUCCACUGUCUAAAUUGGACCAUCAAUCGAUUGCCCAUUGACAGCGUCGGGGGAAGAGUUCUUGUGCCGAGCUGUAAUUCAAGAUUCGAGCCUUACAAGUUUUACGAUGAAACCGACGUUCCAACACCUCCUCCACCUAGGCCGGGAGAAGGCGGAAACUCCUCUGUCAUAAUCAUCGCUGUUGUUGUUCCAAUCACUGUUAUUUUUCUGCUUCUAGUAGCUGUUUUCAGUUUCCGGGCAAAGAGAAAAGGGAUGGUUUAUGAGACUGAACCACUGGCUGAUAGGGACGAUAUUACAACUGCAGGCUCACUUCAGUUUGAUUUUAAGGCAAUCGAGGCAGCAACGGAUAAUUUUUCCGAAGGCAACAAACUCGGUCAAGGUGGUUUUGGCCAAGUCUACAAGGGAACAUUUCCUAGUGGAGUACAAGUUGCGGUGAAGAGGCUAUCAAAGAUAUCAGGACAAGGUGAAAGAGAGUUCGAAAACGAAGUUGUUGUUGUGGCAAAGCUUCAGCAUAGAAAUUUGGUAAGGCUGUUUGGGUUUUGUUUGGAAGCAGAAGAAAAGAUACUUGUAUAUGAGUUUGUGCCCAACAAAAGCCUUGAUUACUUCCUUUUUGACUCUACGAUGCAAAGCCAGCUAGAUUGGACAAAAAGAUAUAAAAUCAUUGGAGGAAUCGCUAGAGGGAUUCUAUAUCUUCAUCAAGAUUCACGACUCACAAUCAUACAUCGUGACCUCAAAGCGGGUAACAUCCUCUUGGAUGCCGAUAUGAACCCCAAAGUUGCAGAUUUUGGAAUGGCAAGAAUUUUUGGAAUAGACCAAACAGAAGCCAAUACAAGAAGAGUAGUUGGAACCUAUGGUUACAUGUCUCCAGAAUAUGCCAUGUAUGGCCAAUUCUCUAUGAAAUCAGAUGUGUAUAGUUUUGGGGUUUUAGUUCUUGAGAUUAUAAGCGGCAAGAGGAACAGUAGCCUCUUUCAAAUGGAUGGUACUGCUGGCAAUUUGGUUACAUAUGCUUGGAGACUCUGGAGCAAUGGAUCACGGUUAGAGCUGAUGGAUCCGUCCUUUCAAGAUAACUAUGAAACAAACGAAAUUACCAGGUGUAUCCAUAUCGCUUUAUUGUGUGUUCAAGAAGAAGCUGAAGAUCGUCCAACUAUGUCAGCAAUCGUCCAGAUGCUCACCACUAGUUCGAUUUCUCUUGCCGUACCUCGACCACCUGGAUUUUUCUUCCGAAGCAGGCAUGAACAAGUAGGGAGAGCAGGUCCAUCUAUUGAUAUGUCUGCUCUUUGUUCAGAUGAUAAUGCGUCCAUUACUAGGGUAGAUCCUCGUUGA
Molecule: messenger RNA, 1979 nt
Organism: Brassica napus (rape)
Lineage: Eukaryota; Viridiplantae; Streptophyta; Magnoliopsida; Brassicales; Brassicaceae
Product: putative cysteine-rich receptor-like protein kinase 20
Exons: 7
Coding region: 42-1979 (645 amino acids)
Biological process (GO): protein phosphorylation
Molecular function (GO): ATP binding; protein kinase activity
Source: RefSeq, a predicted model, not a curated record